GGGAGCGAGGACUGCCUCUACGUCAACGCGUAUUCGACGAUGGUCCCCGGGCGGCCCGUCAUGGUCUACGUCCACGGCGGCGGCUUCGUGAGCGGCGCGGCGACGCGAAGCGCCGCGAACCUCACGCGGCUCACGGGCUCCGUCGUCUUCGCGCCGCAGUACCGCCUCGGCGUCCUCGGCUUCUUCGGCGGCGACAACCGGGGCCUCGGCGACCAGCUGCGGGCGCUCGCGUGGGUCCGCGACAACUGCGCCGCCUUCGGGGGCGACCCGGCGCGCGUCAUGGUCUUCGGCGUGUCCGCCGGCGGCGCGUCCGUCGCGCACCUGCUCGUCGAGCCCCGCGCGGCGGGCCUCUUCUCGGCCGCGGCGCUCGAGAGCCCCGGCGGCCACCAGGGCUGG
Messenger RNA from Aureococcus anophagefferens, 396 nucleotides. RefSeq lists its product as hypothetical. The annotation marks the transcript as partial. NCBI's taxonomy places the organism in Eukaryota, Pelagophyceae, Pelagomonadales, Pelagomonadaceae. The transcript has a single exon. The record is from RefSeq and is a predicted model, not a curated record.